Molecule: messenger RNA, 2982 nt
Organism: Lottia gigantea (owl limpet)
Lineage: Eukaryota; Metazoa; Mollusca; Gastropoda; Lottiidae
Exons: 25
Coding region: 1-2982 (993 amino acids)
Biological process (GO): retrograde transport, endosome to Golgi; Golgi to vacuole transport
Cellular component (GO): GARP complex
Molecular function (GO): syntaxin binding
Source: RefSeq, a predicted model, not a curated record
AUGUCGACUAAAUUGGACUCACUGAAGCUACCAGUACCGUGGAAAAAAUGUUUAUAUUGUAAAGAUAUACAGACAUCGGUGUUCAAAUCUCCCCGAGAAUUCUGUCAACAUUUGAGAGACUUCCAUUGUACCAAGGAAGGUGGGUCGUAUGUUUGUCGAUACGGAAUGAAUAAUGUUUGUCAGUCUUUACCUGUUGAUGGUGUAAGUGACAAAGAUUAUGAAGACCAUGUAGCCAAAGAUCAUGUUUAUAGUGGCACAGGUGGAGCUAGGAAUAAAGUGGUAGCAAGAAUAAGUCCUUGUGUAGAUUCUGCGUCAUCUGUUAAUACUGAGCCAUGUAUUGUACAAGAUCAGUUUAAAUGGACUAUAUAUAAUGCCUCUGUUAAUCUACCAGCUGUCUUGAAUAAUCCCAGAUUAGCUAAACGAGAAACUGAUUUUUUCACCAAAACGUGGGGUAGUGACUUUGACCAUGCUGAAAUUUAUCCCUCACCUUACAUCCCUGAAAUUACACCUGAUGAUUUUGAUCAUUAUUUACAGAAGACUUCUGUUCGCCACAGAAAACAUAUGAGAAAUUUGAAAAGAUUAGCACAAGAAGAAGAAAAAGACACAUAUCCUUCUCAUAAUAUUAAAGAAUUAGAAAAGAACAGAGAGGAAUUAAAUCAAGUUCCAAAGUUAUUUAUGUUACCUAAUUUUAGUCUUGAAAACCUGGACACGUUUAGUGCUGUAUUUCCCUGGUUAAUAGAUUCUAAUUCUGAUAAUAAUACUACUAGACAAUCUUCUAAAUUACUACAAGAAAAGUUAAGCCAUUAUUUAGAUAUAGUAGAAGUGCAGAUAGCCAAACAAAUUUCUGUCAAGUCAGAUGCCUUUUUCCAUGCUAUGACAUCACAUGAUGAAUUACAAGAGCAAUUGUUACAUACCUGUCAGGCAAUCAAAAAACUCAGGGACAAGACCCACACUGUUGAUGAGAAUCUAGCUAAAGGUCAAUUAAAAUUAAUUAAAUUAUGUAGGUCAAGAGCUAAUUAUAUACAUCUUUAUAAUAAAUUAAAAAGUAUGUCAGCUAUACAUCAAACACAACAGAUAAUACAAACAUUAUUAGGUACUAAUGAAUUUGUGGGUGCCUUAGAUCUUAUAUCAACUACACAAGAUAUCUUAAAUCAACAUUUAGCUGGUAUACACAGUUUUAGACACCUGGGUUCUCAGUUAAGCGAGUUGGAAAAGUUAAUAGAUAAAAUGUUACAGGCUGAUUUCUGUAAAUAUAUAUCAGAGGAACUCAACAGACCUGUUACUGAUUUACAACGUUUAGCUGAAGAGGAGAAGCUAGUAUCAAUAGUAUUUGGAAUGCUCAAACAGAAUAAUUUUAGUUUUAUUGACACUUUUAAAGAUGAAACUUUUACAUCAAUUAAAGCUAUAGUUAAACAAACUGUAGUAGAACAUGUAUGUGUAUUAGAUGAUGGAGAUAGUGAUGGUAUUGUAAGAGGACUGGGAGACCAAAUGAGAUUAUUAGACUAUCCUCAAUGGACUGAUUUAUUAAAAGACUUAUUUUCUAAUUUAUUAGUAAUAUUAGAAAGAGCUAAGGCAUUUAGUGGUGUAGUUAGUGAUGUUAUUGGUAUAUCUGCUGGACGGACUAAAUCUCCCAGUCCAACUAUUUCACCUAUACAUAAACCUAAUUUACAAGAACCUACUCAUAUAAAUGUUCCAGUUGACUCUGAUGUAGAUAUGAAUCUAUUAAGUGAUAGUGAUUAUAUGAAAUCUAUUGGUAAUUUAAAUGAUAUGUUAUGUUCUGUUUCUAGUGACUCUGAUGUAGAUAUGAAUCUAUUAAGUGAUAGUGAUUAUAUGAAAUCUAUUGGUAAUUUAAAUGAUAUGUUAUGUUUUGUUUGUGACUAUGCUCAUGAUAGAUGUGUCAGAGUAUUUUCAGCAAGAGCAAAGGAUGGGUUUUUAGAGAAGCUAUCAUUAAGUGAAUUUGUAGCACUAUCAAGAUUAGUAGAAGACUUUGUUACAGAUUGUGAGAAUAUUUGUGGUAGAAAGAGUAUAUCAUUACGAGCUAUCUUACAAACACAGUCUAAUAGAUUUAUCUGUAAAUUCCAUGAGGAAAGAAAAUCAAAAUUAAGUUUAAUAUUAGACAAUGAAAGAUGGAAACAAGCUGAUGUACCAGUAGAAUUUCAAGAUUUAGUAGAUCAUAUCAGUCAAUCAGGUUGUUUAACUAUACCAGAACGUAGAAAUGAUUCAGACAGAAAACCUCAAGAAUAUUUAUUGGUUGAUUCAGAAAAAUUUGCAGUUGUUGGAACUGUAUUAAUGUUAGUCAAGAUGAUAGUAGAAUAUUGUCAAUGUUUAGAUGACAUACCAAACACUGCUCCUGAUCUCUUAACUAGACUUAUAGAACUAAUAAAGAAUUUUAACUCAAGAACGUGUCAACUAGUCAUUGGUGCUGGAGCUUUAACAAUGGUGGGAUUAAAAACUAUUACCACUAAAAAUUUAGCCCUAGCCUCCCGCUGUCUUCAAUUAAUAGUGCAUUACAUACCAAAAGUCAAAAACCAUUUCCAAGAAAAACUACCCCAGAAAAACCAAAAUAUGCUCAAAUACUUUGAACAGGUUGUGAAUGAUUAUGAAAAUCAUAUAGAAGAAAUAAAUAACAAGUUUGUUUCUAUUAUGGAGAAAGAAUUAGAAAACAGAUUAUUUAAGUAUGAAGUUAAAGCACCCAUGCCAUCAAAUUGUUUUCGUACUAUCUGUAAAAAUAAUACUAAGUUACAUGAAGCUUUAAUAGAUAUAUUACCAGUAUCUCAGGUUAAGUUAAUAUUUAAAAGAAUAAAUGAAGUAUUUAAGAGAAUAUUAGAACAACAAUUAUAUAAAUUAGGAGUCAGUAAUGAUGGAGGACCACAACAUGGGCUAGUGAUGUCAGAUUUAGUAUUUUAUUCAGGAAGUUUUAAAACAUUAAAAGGUUUAGAGUACAUUGUUGUUGAUACUAAUGAUAUAUGGAGAAAGAGGUGA